GGCAGUUUCAUCAUUUUUAAGGAGUACAUCAACUCCAAGUUCACCAUUGUUAUCGAUUGUGAUCGGUUGUUCCAAGCACGACGUAAUGAAUGCUGGAAUGAAAAUUUUCGGUUUAAUCGCGUUUAAAUUUAUUUGGUUGAUAUUUUUUAUUAUCUUGGUGGAGUUAUAACUCCAUUUGAAUUAUAAUUCAAAUUGAAGCCCGAUCCAAAUUAUUAUUCACACUUGAACAAAAUAUUAUUCAGGCUUAGUGCUUGAAAAAAAGUUUUUGGCUCAACCUUAAAAGAAUGUCCAGUGGACAUUGUCCACUCAAACAUAAACCCACCCAUUAGCUUCCUUUCUUGGUAUUGCUCUUGAAACUCGGGCCACGUUGGAAUGUGUUUUUUAUAGCCCAAUCGCUGCAAAAAUUGAACUAAAUAUUGAUGAUAAUAUUCAACCAGUUCGUCGAAGCGAUGUGGGCGAAAAGAUUCGCAAACAGAUGUGUUUAAGAAGAAAUACAAAUCAAUUGUUGGCGACGACCAAAAAGUCAUUUGAAAAUCGAUGAAAACAACAUUUUCCAACGGUUGCUCCUCGGUUGGAUUGUUAAUCUUGAGCAUUAUGUUUGGUGGCCAGAAAUCAUCAUGGAUCAAUGUAUUGAAAUGAUUCGGAUUGACGUCGUAGAUGCGACGCCAUCGUUCAACCACAUCCUCUCGGGUACGGCGCAAUUUUUCAGUGUACAUAGAAAACUCGGGCCAAGUUGAAAUCGUUUCAAGAAGCGCAUCGAAAUUUCCCGCAUACAUGUGGUUAUAUACGUCAACAUCGCGACUGAAGUGACCUGGAAUAUUUGGAAUUUGUUAGUACUGUAUUAGCUUUUUCUCUGAGCAAAGAAAAGGAUUGAGGAAAAAUUAGGCGAACGAAAAGAAACAAAAUAUGAUAUUUCGAAUGGCAAACGAACCACUUUUGAAAUUCGUAAAAAUAUUCGGAUUUUCUUCUUGCAAAACGGCGCUAAUGGCGUGAAGUGUAGCCAUCCGCUUCAGAAUUGCUUUUGUUUGAGCGAUAUUGUAUCCCGGUUGUGCUGGCAAUACUCCAUAGCCUUUGGCUCCUAAAUCUUCCAUUAUCAUGAUUUUUCUGGUUUUACACACGCCAAUCGAUUCAGGCAACAGCUGAACUUCACCCAAUUCCUUCAACUUUUGACCAAUUUUUGGCGCGAUGUCACCAUAAAAUUCAAUUUCCCGAUUGUACACAUCGUAAUUGGCAAAUGUAUCCACUGUCUCUUCGGAAACGGGCACUUUUAUUAUUAGGUUGAUGGUCUUAAAAGAUGAAAAAACACCAAAAUGUUUAUUACCCAAUUCUGAAUGUAAAAUUAUUUUAAAAAAAACCAAUUUCCAAAGAAAAUUGUUCGGAUUUUUCUACUGUGAUUCGAAAAAAGUGGGGAAGUUGGCUCGAGGCACUCGCGGACAUGCUUGAAAAGGUGUUUUGACAUGACCAUUUAAAAUUUCCACAAAAUACUUACUUUGUCAUCAUCUUCGCCCGGAACGCUGUACUUGACCGUGGUUCGAAGCAUUGAACUCAUGAAGCCUUCGUCUUUUCCCGCACCGGAUUUCACAUCGAAUCGGAUUAAUUUAAUGUCAUUGUUUUUGUAAUAAUUUCUCAAAUGACCCUCCAUAAAUGCAUCGGUCAGCCAUUCUGGCAGCGAAUUUGCGGCUGAAUUGUCGGACAUUAUAACUUUGAGCGUCAAAAUCACCUAAAGUAUUUAUGUGGAACCAGCGACAACUGAACAUCGACUAACUUGUGUAACUCAUUUGGAAAGUUUUCAAUACGAUUUUAUCAUUAUAUCUCUUUCUGUCACAUUCUCUCUCUCUCUCUCUCUCUCUCUCUCUCUCUCUCUCUCUCUCUCGAUGUCAAAGCCGAAGCUGGUGCAUUUUUAUGACGGAUGACGCACACGUCGUUAUCUAAUAAUAAACAAACAUUAAUGCUAAUUAUUCGAUUUGUCGAAUGCGUUCGAAAUUACAAGCGUACGUGAAACAACAACAAUUGUAGAUAAACAAGAGUGAGAGGCGUUGAGUUGCUUUAAAUUUAUCUUAUAUGCAUGUGUGAGUCUCAAUUAUUUGUAGGAAACUCUGUAAUUCAAUUUAAAGAGAAAAACCGAAUGGAAACAAUUGCCAUUAUGACUUGAACAUGACACUUGACAUCCAUACACAAGUACACUUUUUCGUAUAAAGCAUCAACAAGCGAGUUGAAAAAUUUGCUUUCAAAGUCAUUUUCGAGAAAAAACCCAACAUUUCUGUUCACCGAACAAAAUCAUUUUUUUUUAUUUGGCGCCAAAACUAUUUGUUACUCAUACUCAAUUGACACUCAAUAGACAAAACAUCUGACAAUGGGUCAGCUGUCAAACAUUCGACAAACCAACUGUCACUUUUUCCACUGAUGCUCUAGAAAAAAGAAAAUAAACAAAAUUUGUGUUAAACAAAAGCGAAACAUCUCUGAUUUAUUGUGUGAAUAAACGAAAAAAAAUCAAACUGAUCCCGUAAUGGAGGUGAUUUGUUAUGUUUGUAAUAAACGAACAAAAGAAUGGACGGAAAAUCUUGCUGAAACAAAGUCCAAGCACUCUGGCACGCCGAUUACUGUGUUCAUCACUGGAUUCCUCAAGGAUUAUAUCUCUCUGCGAGAUAUAAAUGAUGUGACCAAUUGCAUUUGUUCGGAUUGUUUGAGUCGAAUUUACUCGUACGAUUGGAUGUGUUUGAAGGUGAAAGAGCAGGAAAGGGAAUUCCAUAUGUUACUUAUGUCGACGGAAAAGAAUUUUAUCAGCAGUCGGAUCAAAACAGAGGAUUUAGUUGAAUCGAAAGCAAAGAUUGCGAAUGGACGUAAAUUCAAAGAUGAGAGUAGCAAAGAUGUUAAGCCAACUAUAUCAGGCACCGAAUUACUUCAAACCGGCACUCCAGUGGAAAAUGCAAAGAGGAGCAAACCAAUCAUCAUACGAGUUGUAAAACGUGUCCCAUUUCUCAAAUCGAAACCAACAGUUCCAGCAUCAACAACUCCAUCACCGGCCAAACCCACAACUGCCGUGAUCAAGCGAAUAGCACCUGACGGUGUACCACCUUCUGGCUCGAAACUUUUACUAACUCCAAAAACGAAAUCGAAAAUCGGUAUUAAAGUGUGCGAAUAUUGUGGGGAGAAAUUUACAAAUUCUGGUACCGCUUUUGAGAACCACGUGAAAAUACACACAAAAUCAACUGGUGUGAUCACAUGCCAUGUAUGUCUCUAUCAAAUGUGUGAUUCGGAUAAGGAUGAAUUCAAGAACCAUGUCAAAAAGCACAUAAAAGGAACAGCAAAACAAUGUGUCAUUUGUGAUGAGGGUGGAUCGGAGAAUUUCGACUUGAGGUAUCACGUUCAGAAGCAUCAUACUGCCGCCAAUCAACUCUGUGAUUUGUGUGGCAAAACGUUUGUGUUUGCAUCAGCCCUCAGCAAGCAUCGGAAAUCACACAAUGAAGAUCGACCAGAAGAAUGUCCACACUGCGAUAAAACGUUUAAGUUCAAGCGUUCUUUAAAAGAGCAUAUGCUCACUCAUACUCAAACCGAGCCAGAAUUCGGGUGUGCUUUCUGCGAUAAAAAAUUCAAACGGAGAGACCAUUGCCGAACUCACGAACGACGGCACAGAGAAGACACGAAGAAAUUUAAAUGUACCAUUUGUCCUGCGGCUUUCGAAUCCAAACACGAUUUGAAUCUACACUUGCAACGGAAACAUGAUGCUGAAAAACCACACGAUAGAAAUCGGCGAUAAAUUCACACAUUGACUGAUGGUUUUAGGCAUAAGCCAGUGACAAAGCGAAAGCUAAUCAACACAAGUAAUUGUAAAAUAAGUACUUAAAAUUACUUUGAACACAGAAAGACAUAAAAAGACAUUGUUCGUAUUAUUUAAUUGAAUAUUUUGACAAUUUGCAUUAUUGCCCAUCAGAAGUAGAUGAACAGAAAACACAUUAUAAGAGAAAAUUGUAGAAAAUACAUUAGAUUGAUUGAGGACAGCUCAAAUAAAUUAUGGAUUAGACAUUAAUUCAUUUGGAUUGAUUCGAAAAGUUGAAUGAAAAUUUCAAGAAAAAGCUCUUACUCUUUAGAAUUUACUGAUUAAAUUUUUUUUUUGUUCCUGUGAAUUUAUCAAUUUGAAUUGAAUU
Molecule: messenger RNA, 4145 nt
Organism: Sitodiplosis mosellana (orange wheat blossom midge)
Lineage: Eukaryota; Metazoa; Arthropoda; Insecta; Diptera; Cecidomyiidae
Product: zinc finger protein Xfin-like
Exons: 5
Coding region: 2507-3757 (416 amino acids)
Biological process (GO): regulation of transcription by RNA polymerase II
Cellular component (GO): nucleus
Molecular function (GO): DNA-binding transcription factor activity, RNA polymerase II-specific; RNA polymerase II transcription regulatory region sequence-specific DNA binding
Source: RefSeq, a predicted model, not a curated record